Molecule: messenger RNA, 1982 nt
Organism: Diprion similis
Lineage: Eukaryota; Metazoa; Arthropoda; Insecta; Hymenoptera; Diprionidae
Gene: Rrp45
Product: exosome complex component RRP45
Exons: 9
Coding region: 100-1335 (411 amino acids)
Biological process (GO): U5 snRNA 3'-end processing; nuclear polyadenylation-dependent mRNA catabolic process; TRAMP-dependent tRNA surveillance pathway
Cellular component (GO): cytoplasmic exosome (RNase complex); nuclear exosome (RNase complex)
Source: RefSeq, a predicted model, not a curated record
AUUUCGAACAAGUCGGUGAUCAGAUACAAAUUGUUGUCAUGUAUUUAUAAAGUAAUUGAAAUAAAUUAUAUGAAAGCGUUCAUACGAAAUUUAUAAACAAUGAGGGAAACACCGUUAUCAAAUUGUGAACGAAAUUUUAUAAAUAGAGCAAUUGCCGAAGAUACGCGUUUGGAUGGACGACAACUACUGGAAGCUCGUCCUGUGGAAAUCCAUUUUGGAGCCAACUGGGGCUGUUGUCAUGUAGCUCUGGGCGAAACCAAAGCGAUUGCCCAAGUUUCCUGCGACAUUCAGCAGCCCAAGGCAUCUCGUCCAAAUGAAGGCAUGCUACAUAUCAAUGUGGAGUUUAAUCCUAUAGCUGCCCCACACUUUGAAGCCGGCAGACAAUCUGAAAUUGCAAUGCAAGUUAACAGGCAGUUGGAAAAAUGCUUCAAAGACUCUAGAUGCAUCGACUUGGAGUCUCUUUGUAUCGUGGCAGAUGAGAAGGUAUGGAACCUGCGGGUAGACGUCAACAUUCUCAAUCACGAUGGCAACCUUGUUGAUUGCGCUUCAAUUGCUAUCCUAGCUGCCCUGACACAUUUUCACAGACCGGAUGUCACUACCACUGGUGAUUCAAUAACUAUCCACUCGUUUGCCGAGAAAGAUCCGCUUCCGCUGACGUUACAUCACUAUCCAGUAUGCGUUUCGUUUAUUGUCUUUGAAAGUGGUCAAAUUGUUAUGGAUCCUACUUAUAUGGAAGAGAGAGUAGGUGCGUCGCAAUUGACACUAGGAUUAAACUCUUACAGAGAGCUUUGCAGUUUGCAGCUCUGCUAUUUGGGCAAGACAUCUGUUACGGCUGAUGUGGUACCGAGCAUUUCACCCCAUGCAGCUAAUUAUGCUAACAAAUUAGUUAUGCAGAUUAGAAAUGCAGCACAGCAAGAUGUCCAAGCAAAGUACAACAAAGAAGAUAGCGAUGUAUGCCGAUUGAAGGAGUGCAUUACAUUCGGAAAAUUGACGGCAAUGACAACACCCAAGCUCAGUAUUAAACUUGCACACUGGAUUUCUGGGAAAAGUAGCCCCAAAAGUGAUAUGGAGACCAGUGACUUCCAAGAUGAGGAUGACAAUAUCAAUACACUUGGGCAUGGAUCUGCUGAGCUCAUUACCAAUAUGAGUAAAUCAGUCGGAGAAGGAGGCCCUAAUACUUGGCAGGCAUCCGAGGAAUCCUCUGAUGAUGAAAUCGAAGAUAUUGAAGUCUUGCAGGAAACGAAACCAGAGAAAAAAGUGUUGGACGCUAUAGAUUUGGGUGACGACAGCGAAGAGGAAGAUACGGGAACCGUCAGCAAAAAUGAUAUCAUGUAGUUUAAUAGAAAAAUAUUAUCCCGAACAUUUUUUGCAUUCAUCUUCACGUGACAAUUUCUCUUAUUCCCCGUUUCAGAACAUGCAUUGAUACAUUUGACAGAGUUCAAAGCUUGUGAUGAUACAUGAAUUAAAAUUACGAAGAAUCUGUGAUAUGAACUGUUUGCUCUGUACACAAUUUUUAUUCUAUUUUUUAUUUCACAAUCAGCAAACUCAGAUUGUGUGAAGACAUACACGGAAAUGGAAAACUUUUUGCAAAAGGAAGUGAAAAAGCAAUAAGUUUUUGUAAAAAUGUAUCUGCGUUGAAUAUGGUACACCAUAAAUCUUAUCUGCAAAUAUUUUGUAGGGGAGUGGCUGGAAAAAUGGGUCCCUUGAGGGAGGAAUAACAGGCGAAUUUCGACAACUUCAUUUUUUUGUCUUGACCUAAAAAUACGUUUCAAGCGUUAUCGACAUUUUUUCAAAUCCCAUUUGAACGUACAGGGGCUCAAUUUGCCGGCCUCUCCCCUAUAAAGUUCUUUCAUAUUCGUAUCUAAAUUCAAUAUCACCAAACAUUUUCCCUCAAUUCGUCGAUAUUAUUGCACUUCACGUUAUUUGAUUUUUUCCCGUAAGAAUUUACACUGAAUUACUCAAGUAAAACGAAUUGAAGUUUG